UAUUAUAAGUGGUUCCCCUUUUGCUUUAAAUUACUUCAGUAAGGAUCCAUUUUUGGCUUUCGCGCUUUUACUGGAUCUUACUCAGCUCUCUCUCCUUAUAAAACCAAAACUCUCUCCCUCUCUGAAAAAUCCACCAACAAAAGAAAAAAAAAGAGUAGGAAGAAUCUAAAUAUCAAACAGCUGGAGCUGGUAAUUGUUCUUUUUUUGUCACAAAGUGACUCACUUAUAUCAGAUUUUCCUUGCUCUUUUAGCCACCCUUAAAUGAUCCCUUUCGUUCUUUGUUAAAAAACGUCUCUCUCUGUGUGUAUCCCACUUUUCUCCAUUGAUGGAGUCUCUAUGGAUCACCCAUCAACGGUUUUGUCAAUCGUUUCCAAAAUUAAUAAAUGCCCAUCACAGUUUUAGUCCCAUAAGCAAUGCUCAACUGGGUUUUACUUAUUUGCUCACAGAAAGGUGUAAAAACGUCUCCUUGUCUGUUGUAAGAUCAGAUAAUAGAGGUGGCCUUGCCAAUUCACCGGAGGGUUCCUCUGCUGUUGAAGAUGUGAAGGAAGAGAAGGGGGGGCACAUGUUGGCUGCUGACAGAGAUGAGUCUGGUUCUGCUAUUGGGUUUAACUUGAUUUCUCAGUCUGGUGACAGCCUAGUGAAAGCUGAUGAAGCUGUAGCUGAUAGAGUCGAAGAUUCUGUGGACAUUGAAAGCAGAGAGAAAGCUCAAACCAAAGUAAAGCACAACAUUGUUUUUGUUACUGCUGAAGCAGCACCAUAUUCAAAGACUGGUGGAUUAGGAGAUGUUUGUGGUUCUUUGCCUAUAGCAUUGGCCGACCGUGGACAUCGUGUAAUGGUUGUUUCCCCCAGAUACAUGCAUGGCAGUCCUCAAGACAAGAAUUUUGCUAAUGCUGUAGAUUUAAAUUGUCGUAUCAAGAUAUAUUGCUUCGGAGGGGAGCAAGAGGUCUCCUUUUAUCAUGAGUAUAGGGCAGGUGUUGAUUGGGUUUUUGUGGACCAUCCUUCAUACCACCGACCUGGAAACCCAUAUGGUGAUAGCAAUGGUGCAUUUGGUGACAAUCAGUUUAGGUUCACUGUUCUUUGUCAUGCAGCAUGUGAAGCUCCAUUGGUGCUUCCACUUGGAGGUUAUACCUAUGGAGAGAAAUGUCUCUUCCUUGCUAAUGACUGGCAUGCUGGCCUUGUCCCUGUACUUUUGGCUGCUAAAUAUCAUCCGUAUGGAGUUUAUAAGGAUGCCCGAAGUGUUCUUGUGAUACAUAACCUUGCGCAUCAGGGAGUGGAAUCUGCAGUGACAUAUAAAAAUUUUGGACUGCCUUCAGAGUGGUAUGGGGCACUGGAAUGGGUCUUCCCCACGUGGGCAAGGACUCAUGCUCUUGACACAGGUGAAGCUGUAAAUGUACUAAAGGGUGCGGUUGUGACAGCUGACCGAAUACUCACAGUUAGCAAGGGGUAUUCUUGGGAAAUAACAACUGUUGAGGGUGGAUACGGGCUGCAUGAUUUGUUAAGCAGUAGGAGGAGUGUUUUGAAUGGGAUCACCAAUGGCAUUGAUGUUUCUGAAUGGGACCCCUCAUCAGAUAAGCAUAUCACUUUCCAUUACUCUGUCGAUGAUCUCUCUGGAAAGGUUCAGUGUAAGAUGGCUUUGCAGAAAGAAUUAGGUCUUCCUAUUAACCCAGAUUGUCCAUUGAUUGGAUUUAUUGGGAGACUGGACUAUCAAAAAGGCAUUGACCUGAUACGGUGGGCAGUUCCUGAGCUGAUGGAAGAAGAAAUUCAAUUCGUAAUGCUAGGAUCUGGAGACCCACUGUAUGAAGACUGGAUGAGAGGAGCAGAAUCAACUUACAAAGACAAAUUUCGAGGUUGGGUAGGAUUUAAUGUCCCAAUUUCCCAUAGGAUAACUGCAGGAUGUGACAUAUUAUUAAUGCCCUCAAGAUUUGAGCCAUGUGGGCUAAAUCAAUUGUACGCUAUGAAAUAUGGAACCAUACCAGUAGUUCAUGCCACUGGAGGACUUAGGGAUACUGUGGAGACUUUUAAUCCAUACGCUCAAGAAGGGAUUGGUGAAGGCACUGGAUGGACUUUUUCUCCACUAUCAAAAGAAAGCAUGCUGGUGGCAUUAAAACUUGCUAUCAAGACAUACAGAGAUCAUAAAUCAUCAUGGGAGCAAAUAAUGAGAAGAGGCAUGGAAAGAGACUCCACUUGGGAAAAUGCUGCAAUUCAAUAUGAGCAAGUUUUUGAAUGGGCAUUUAUUGAUCCACCCUAUGUUAGCUAAAAAGGCAAUUUAGAAAUAGGAAGAGAGAACCUAGAGAAACAAAAAAGAAAGACCCAACAAUAUUCUUAGCUUAGUCUUCAUGUCUGAUGAAGCUUGGCUGGAAAAGAUCAUAUGGAACCAGCUGGAAGCCAUAUAUUACGAGUAUAAUAAACUAGCUAAUGAGCUAACAACAUGUAUUUGCGAGAAGUUUGAUUCAUUUUGAUGAAAGUCGAGUUUAAUUUUUUUUUCAA
Messenger RNA from Ricinus communis (castor bean), 2487 nucleotides. RefSeq names its product soluble starch synthase 1, chloroplastic/amyloplastic. Gene Ontology annotation, molecular function: alpha-1,4-glucan glucosyltransferase (UDP-glucose donor) activity. Gene Ontology annotation, cellular component: chloroplast. The record is from RefSeq and is a predicted model, not a curated record. The transcript has 15 exons. Bases 326 to 2257 code for a protein of 643 amino acids. NCBI's taxonomy places the organism in Eukaryota, Viridiplantae, Streptophyta, Magnoliopsida, Malpighiales, Euphorbiaceae.